AUGCCAAAAAAUUUACAAAUUUCUGGUGCUUUAUUGUCGGAGUUGGCUAGUAGGAUGGAUGGACGUAGUGGUGGAUUUAGGAUUAGAGGUAGGAUAGUUAAUUUUACUCCAAGUGAUGUAUGUUUAGCUAUAGGACUACCAAUAGUAGGUGAGUCUUUGAAAGAAUAUGAAAAUGAGGAAUGCGAUACAUUGAUGUUGUUUAGAGGAAAAAAAGUAACUUGUGAAAUGAUUGGUGUGUUGCUUCACAUGUAUCUUGAAAGUUUAAGUAGGAUUGAAAUUGUGUUGAAAGAGGGGAAGAUAGAUUCGCAAACACACAUAACAAGUUGUGCAGUUGUCCUACAGAUCUGGGCAUUCAACCACUUGUCAUUGGGUGAAGCAUCUGUUCCCAAGUUUAGUUUUUCGAGAUUUUUGAAUUGGCCAAUCUUACAGUGUCAGAAGAAAACAAUAUUAAAAGCCUUUCAAAAUAACAUGAUAAUUGAAGAGUUAACUGCCACAAAUGAAGAACUUGAAUUUGACAUGGUAAAUGAAACAUUGCAUGAACAAGAAAAUCAAACUGUACGUUAUGUUGAUUAUCAACGAUUGGUGGCAGAGAAUAGGCAGCCCCAAGAGAAGAUUUCAAUUCUUGAGGGUGAGAUGAGGUGA
This is a messenger RNA of Cicer arietinum (chickpea), 642 nucleotides long. RefSeq lists its product as uncharacterized. The record is from RefSeq and is a predicted model, not a curated record. NCBI's taxonomy places the organism in Eukaryota, Viridiplantae, Streptophyta, Magnoliopsida, Fabales, Fabaceae.